AUGUGCCACCAUUCCCAUGAGCUCUCGACACGGCUGCCCUUGGUCGUUAUCAGCACACUGCCCCUCCAUAUCAGCAACCGUCUCGAAGACAUAUUAAUUGAUGACUUUUUCCAGAUGGAUCCUAUAUUGAACGGGUCAUAUGUACAUUACGGUAUGGGAUUGCCCACCUCAGCAUACGCAGCUGCCGCAGGACUCUCCUCACAAAAUUAUAACGGCAAUUCGUCCGAACACUCUGCUGACCCGUCGUCGUCGAGUUCGCCGGGCGCCCAACCAAAUAUGAACUUGUUGCUCACCAUUCGACUGCUCAUGCAAGGGAAGGAGGUUGGAAGUAUAAUCGGAAAACGGGGCGAUCAAAUCAAAAGGAUUCGAGAAGAUUCCGGCGCAAAAAUCAAUAUAUCGGAUGGAUCGUGCCCGGAACGGAUAGUAACGAUCACCGGCAGUUUGACGACAAUCAAUAAAGCCUUCGCAAUGAUCUCUAAUAAAUUUGAAGAGGUGAGCAUCUAA
Cooperia oncophora is the source of this 504-nucleotide messenger RNA. The record is from the annotation of a GenBank genome assembly. NCBI's taxonomy places the organism in Eukaryota, Metazoa, Nematoda, Chromadorea, Rhabditida, Trichostrongylidae.